Molecule: messenger RNA, 1089 nt
Organism: Toxorhynchites rutilus septentrionalis
Lineage: Eukaryota; Metazoa; Arthropoda; Insecta; Diptera; Culicidae
Product: angiopoietin-related protein 2-like
Exons: 6
Coding region: 33-980 (315 amino acids)
Source: RefSeq, a predicted model, not a curated record
CCUGAUUUAGUUUAGUUGCGAUCGUCUCCGUGAUGAGAUCAAUUCAAGGGAGGAAAAUCUUGGUAGUAAUAUGUGUUUUGGGUGCAGUUUCAGGCUUUAGCCUUGCUGAUGUGUAUUACUCGCCCGAACAGUUGUUCAACAAUCGGAUGAGUAGUCUACAAACGACGAUCUUGAAACAUCUUGAUGAACGCUUGGACUCUUUUGAACGAAGAAUCGAACGAAAGCUUGGCCAACAGUUGACAGCAAUGCAGAGAGCAACAGACAACAAAUGGCUUGAGAUUGAUGACAAAAUUCUUGUGCUGAAGGGUGUUAUCCAACAAAACUCCGGAGCCUACUUCUCGUCCUGCCGAUAUGUCCCAUCGGAGUUCAGUAACGUCUUUAUGAUACGCCCCUCGGGCGUGAACACUCAGCCAUUCAUGGCUUACUGCGAGCAGAACUAUCUCGGAGGUGGCUGGAUCGUGAUCCACAAACGUUUCGACGGAUCGGUUGAUUUCAAUCGGAACUGGGCCGAGUACAGGGAUGGUUUUGGGGAACUGGACGGUGAACACUGGAUGGGACUUGAGAAAAUUCACAGGAUCACUCGAACCGGCCAAUAUGAGCUGUUGGUGGUGCUGAAAGAUUUCGAUGGGGAUUCCAAAAUGGCGCUGUACGACGGGUUCAAGGUUGACGAUGGGGGUGCAAAGUUCAAGCUUUUCCUGGAGCGGUUCGUGCACGGAAAUUUGGGGGAUUCGUUGGAUGUGAGCAAAGGGGCGAGAUUCUCGACGUAUGAUCAGGACAAUGAUCAAAAUCCGGAUGGUUCGUGUGCCCAAUACUACACCAGCGGGUGGUGGUUCAAAAAUUGUAUGAAUGCAAAUUUAAAUGGGCCCUACCGACAACACGAUAAAGACAACAAGACUAUGAAUUGGUUCGCUUUCCACAAUAAUUUACAGGGACUGAAGGAGGCUUCUAUGAUGAUUCGUGAGAAAGUGACUGUUGUAUGAUAUAUAGCCAUAGUUAUACAAACCUUUUCCCGGUGAUAUCCAUGAUUGUAACGUAUAAAUUCCCUUAGAUGAAAUAAAACUUCCAAGUUACAGCUACGGUAUCCAAGAA